AUGAACGUUGGGGCACGGGCGCACAAGUACAUCAUCGCAUUUCUUAGGGACCGGACUGCCACCUUCAGCAUCGGAGGCAUCAACAGCCCCCUGCUCAGUCUUGGCGCUAGAGGCGCCGAGAAGUUCAAGCCAUGCAUCGAAAACAACGUGCUGCUCUCACCGUAUCCAAAAGUCAACGUGCCGGUCUGCUCGGUCUACACGGUGGUCAAGGCAUUCUUAAGUUCGGCUGGAUCUAAGCUUGCAGCGGUGGACUACCACCGGAGCUACACGCGCCAGGAGCUACUACGUGCUAUCGAACGCUACGCGGCCGGCUUCCAGUCGCUGGGCGUGCGUAAGGGACACCACGUGUGCAUACACUUGCGCACUUCGGUCGACGCAUUCGUCGUCGUGUUUGCACUCGUAUUUGCCGGUGCCACCGUCGUCCUCUGCAAUACCUCACUGAAGCACCGUGAGCUGGUGGUGCGGAUGACCGACGCUGAUGCGACGCACGUAGUCACUGACACUCCCAACGCUGAGAAGAUGGGCAAAGUGUGCGACCAGAUCAGCCUGAGCGACGAGAACCGCUUCGUGCUGGGUGAGGCAGCCGGCUUCAUCUCCAUCCUCGGCUUCGAGCACUUGGAGGACAAGGACUUUCGCGAGGUGGCCGUGCUCGAUCCCCGCAACACGCUGGCCGCCAUCGCGUUCAGCUCGGGCACCGGCGGACACGUCAAGGGCGUCGAGAUCACCCACUAUUCCUACGUCGCUAACAUGGUGCAGAACAAGAGCACCAUAGCGUCGGACGAGACGGACGUGCUGCUGGCGUGGAACCCAAUCACACACACGUGCGGCUUCCUGUUCACUAUGCUGGCAGUCUGCGUCGGAUCCACGUGCGUCAUCGUAUCGCCCGCUCUCACUUACAACCAGUUCAUCGACGUGUGCAACAAAUAUCAGGUUGCGUCUUUUUCGUCUGAAUGCAUGAGUAAAUUCACGCUAAAUUUUGGAUUAUCGCCGGCGACCGCUGUUUUGGUCUCGUCGCUGUUCGGCUUCCCAUCUCGAAUCCACCGCAUCAUGCACGAAAUGCAGCGCUCGCGCGUGCGGCUCGAGAGCGUACGCAAACUGUGCCUCGCCGGCUGCGCGGUCACCGAGCCGCUGAUGCGCGAGGCGCUCGCAGUGUUCCCCAACCUGCGCAACUUCCGAAACUUCUACGGUGUCGCCGAAUGCUGCGGACUCCUGGCUGCGCCAGGCGUGGAGGAGAUCGAUUACUCGGACGUCGGCUUCCCUACGCCCAACACCGAGCUCAAGUUCCUCUGCCUGAAAAGCGGGCGCCCAGUGGGGUCAAACGAGCAAGGCGAAGUUGUCUUCCGCACUCCUUCCAUGACGCGUGGCUACUACAAGAGGCCACACGAGACCGCCGAGCUCCUGGACGCCAACAGCUGGUGCCACACGGGCGACGUUGCGUUCUACGACGAAUCCGGUCGCGUGCACAUCGUGGAACGGCUGAAGGAGAUGAUCAAAUGCAUGGACAACCAAGUGGCACCCGCCGAGCUGGAAGACCUGAUCAUGAGCCGUUGUCCGGCGGUUGCCGAGGUGGGAAUCGUCGGGCUGCCCCACCCUGACUACGGAGAGGUGCCCACGGCGUUUGUCACGCUCAAACCAGGGCAGGAGAUAUCCGAGAAGGAAAUCAAGAAUAUCGUAGCCGAAAACUUGGCUACGUACAAGCAGCUGCUGGGAGGCGUGUACUUCCCUGCCUCGCUCCCGCGCACAGAAACGGGCCAGCUGUUACGCUCGGCGCUGCGGAAGGACCCAAAUUACAGGUUGCCCUGUGAGCAUGCGGCUGCCUCCUGACCUGCUCGAACCAGCGACCUUCCCGGAGCAGCCGCCAUCCUUACACGGACUUAUUUGAAGC
Rhipicephalus sanguineus (brown dog tick) is the source of this 1885-nucleotide messenger RNA. RefSeq lists its product as uncharacterized. The record is from RefSeq and is a predicted model, not a curated record. Bases 1 to 1824 code for a protein of 607 amino acids. NCBI's taxonomy places the organism in Eukaryota, Metazoa, Arthropoda, Arachnida, Ixodida, Ixodidae. The transcript is spliced from 11 exons. Gene Ontology annotation, molecular function: CoA-ligase activity.